CAAGGGACGCGUCCCGAUCCACGAGUUCGCGCAGCGGCCCGGUUGGAGAGUCGGUGCAGUGCUUGGGGGGAUGGCAUUGGGCAGACCUGCGCAAGUCACCUCAGUCAAUGGAGGACGAUUCCUCACUCACGCAAACGACAGACGUAUUGAUGAUAUUGCGAAACCGUCUGUGUCACGUGGUUGAACGGUUUCAACAUUGGCGUUCGCGCUGGAGCUCCGUCGGCGCGUUGCCACAGCCUUCCUUGGUCACGAUGCCAAUGAAUAGCCGCCAGUACGAGGAGCGUAUUAACAAGCUUGAGGCGGCAUUGGAAAUGGCCCGACUUCGAUACCAGUCGCAAUCUAGCCGCAUGAAGACGUUCGAGGACGAGAACAAGAAGCUCAAAGAAGAUAUUACGACGGAGCGCGCCGAGCUGGAAGCUCUCUUGAGCAAUCGCCAAGUGAACAUUCUCCUUGAGAGCUUAAAGGAAGAGCGAACGCAGCGACUGGUUGAAAUGGAAGCAGCGCACAUUCGAGAACGCGAAAUGAAAGCCUUGUCCAACGAAGCGGCAGUGGCGACAAAAGGCGCGCUGCUCGCCCACGAAGAAGCAGCAGGAAAGCGGGCGGAAGUCAAUGGCCUCCGCGCCUCCCUCCGCGUGAGCACAAAGCUGCUAACCAUCGCCGAAAAAGACUUCCAAGCCACGCACAAGGAACUGGAAGCGACCCAACUCCAGCUGCUUGAGACGAGACGGAAACUCAUGCUAAAGACGGACGAAGUAAACGUGUGGACCGACCGCUACAACCAAGCGAUGAUCGAUUUGCACAUGGCCCAAAUGAAACUCACACAAGUGUCGGUUGGCGCCAGCGCCAAGGAGUCGGCGUUGAUGAGAGGAUACGGUGUUGUGAUUGCCGAGGCGGCGGGGGAACCCGUGAGCAUCCAACGGCAGCCAUUCCUUAGUGCGAAACGAGGCACGGCGAAGUUCAAUGGCGUUCAAGCUGAUCGAGCAAUGGCGCGGUAUAAUCUGAACGUCGCCCGAAGUGAGUCCGAGCCUGCCUUGGGCUCGCAGCAUGCUCGACGGAGGCGAGUGGACCGGGUCGCGCUGGCGCCGUGUACUGAUCCAGAGAUGUCGCAAGAAACCCCACAGUCCGCUCCCGCCAAAGCCGAACCCCCCAAGUAUAUCACGAAUUUCUCAUCCUCGACGACAUGAUUCACAUUGUUGCAUCCACAGUCAUCCUGGAGAGAAAAAGAGCAUUCUCAUCACAACCCACUUCACAAGCACACGGGAUGCGCAUGGGUCCAAGUACCUCGGGUACGGUCUCGGGAUGCUAAAGAAGGACAACGUUGUGGCCGAUCAUCGGCAAGAGCGCGCUGUUCUGUGACAACAGUCGCGUGGUUGAUUAUAGUCUUCUGCUGGAGCAAUGGAGUUUAUUCUGGCGAGACCAACCGUUGGACAUGAAGAUGUCGACUUGCACUGGCGACGAAUCGCUUGACGCUGACCAACAAAUCUCCC
This is a messenger RNA of Aphanomyces invadans, 1487 nucleotides long. RefSeq lists its product as hypothetical. The transcript has 11 exons. The coding region runs from base 108 to 1184 and encodes 358 amino acids. The record is from RefSeq and is a predicted model, not a curated record. NCBI's taxonomy places the organism in Eukaryota, Oomycota, Saprolegniomycetes, Saprolegniales, Verrucalvaceae.